Molecule: messenger RNA, 1755 nt
Organism: Beta vulgaris subsp. vulgaris (sugar beet)
Lineage: Eukaryota; Viridiplantae; Streptophyta; Magnoliopsida; Caryophyllales; Amaranthaceae
Exons: 4
Coding region: 1-1755 (584 amino acids)
Source: RefSeq, a predicted model, not a curated record
AUGCAGAGGCAAUAUGAACAAAUGAGAGCAGAGAUGCUCGAAAUGAAGCAAGCUAAUGAGCGGUUAGCCACCGACUUCACGACAUCGCAAGAAAAGAUUCAAAAAUUGCAAGAGGAGUUAGCAUCGUCCAAAGCUUCGAAGAUCCGACGUCGCACUAAUUUGAAUGACAUCCCCUAUAUGAGGGACUUCUCUGAGUCAGACGAGAACGAGCCUGAAAAUGACGGAGAGCCUGAGGACAAAGAGCCCUUGAAUAAUGAAGAGAAUGACCAGGGAAAAGGAGAAGCAAAUCUUAUGGCAAAGCACAUGAUCCAGAUCGAAAAGCAGAAUAGGCGCUUAAUGAAGCUCAUGUCCCAGGUUCCAGGGCCUCCAACGCCAAGCAUUGUGGAGCAUCCUGAUGGCUAUGCAGAGUCACCGUUCAUAGAAAGGAUCGUGAGGGCCGUGCUUCCCAAAAAGCUCAAUCUGCCUACCCUCGCUGCUAAUUAUGACGGUUCGACUGAUCCAGGUGAGCAUGUCGCCCAGUACAAGCAGCGGAUGUGGCAAGUGUCAAUUCCUUCGCAUUUGGUAGAAGCCUGUAUGUGCAAGUCUUUUGGGGCCACGCUCACUGGUCCUGCCCUCAAAUGGCUCGGAUCUAUCAAGCCAGGAAGCAUCGACAAUUUUUCCACUCUGGUCAACAAGAAAGGACUAAUUCUGCAACCAAAACUCUACAAUCGUCUGACGAAGUACCCAUGUCAAACAUUCGAGGAAGUCAAAUCACGAGCAUUAGCACAGAUGAGGCUGGAAGAAGACGAUGCCAUCCUCAAUACCAUAUCAACGCGUCGUACACCAGAAAAUCCCAACGACCGGAAGGCUUUCGUCCCCAAAAAGAAUAAUUGGCGAAACCAUCCCUACAGUUGCUCAAAUCAGGUAAACAAUGUUACUGACAUUGUCGAUAGUGCAGGUAAUGACGCAAGGACGGAGUCACCAGUCUUCCCAGAUAUUGACUCUUAUGGAUUCUCCGUCGACGUCGGAGGCGUCGUGAAUGCCUUGACCAAAAUUGGAGCACCCGUUCGUUGGCUAAAGAAGAGUGAUCGACCGGAGUCGCAAAAAGAUCAGACGAAGUGGUGUCAGUUCCAUCAUGAUCAUGGUCAUAAGACGGAGCAGUGCAUUGCAUUGCGACGCGAGGUCGCGUUCAUGCUCAAUAAGGGGCAACUCAAAGAUCUCCUAAGCGACAAAGGCAAAGCGUCCUUCGAAAGGAAUCCUGCGCAGUCCGACCCGCCAGCGUCGCCGACACACGUGAAGGUAAUUAACAUUAAUUCUGGUGGAUCUGAUGUAUAUGGGCUAACUUACUCCGAAGCCAAAAGGCUAGCAAGAGAGGGUACCCCCUCGUCCGCCGUUUUUAAGUCUUGUAGGUCAGCAGAAGAACGCAAGCUGGAAGCAAUGGCAAUCACCUUUGAUGACGACGACGUCUGCGACGUAGAGCACCAUGAUGGAUUAGUCAUAUCCCUGACUGUCAGUAAUUACCUAUUGAAGCGAGUGUUGGUCGAUGAGGGUGCCACUUAUCAACGAUUGGUCAACCAAAUGUUCAAAGACCAAUUGGGCGACACCAUUGGGGUGCAUAUAGAUGACAUGCUCGUCAAAUCCAAACAAGCAAGCAAUCACAUCCAACACUUGUCGGAAGCUUUCGACGUCUGCGAAGGAAAAUUCCUAGGGUAUGUCGUUACACAGCGAGGGAUCGAAGCUUACCCGGAUCAAAUAAAAGCCCUUCUCAAUAUCUAG